Messenger RNA from Galleria mellonella (greater wax moth), 726 nucleotides. RefSeq lists its product as uncharacterized. NCBI's taxonomy places the organism in Eukaryota, Metazoa, Arthropoda, Insecta, Lepidoptera, Pyralidae. Bases 69 to 635 code for a protein of 188 amino acids. The record is from RefSeq and is a predicted model, not a curated record. The transcript has a single exon.
UAUCUCACCUAAGUAUAAAACGAGGUUGCGAUAUUGGCACAGCAUCAUUCGUUCAUCAGCAAUCAAACAUGAAGUUCUUGGUGCUAUCUUGUGCUUUCGUCGCGGUUUUGGCUGAGCCACCUCGCUUCAGACCGGCGAGGUUCAGGUUCCAGCGACAGGAGUUGGCCCCGACCACCACGGAGUCGCCCACCGAGCCCACGACGGAAGCUGGAGGCCCUUAUCCGCCGUCAGGCUGGAAACCAGCGGGAGAACCGUUCACUCUGCCCAAACAAACAGAGUUGGAGCCUACCUAUGGACCUCCUCAGAGCGGACCUUACCCUCCAUCCGGAUGGAAGCCAGAAGGUCAGCCCUUCACGUUGCCAAAUGAGCAGCAACCUCCCGCCACCAGUUAUGGAGUUCCGGAUAAUACAUAUGGAGCGCCCAGUACAGAUGCACCCACCACGGAUAAUCCCGAAGCUGAGAGGUUGGACAGCCCCGUGGAAGUCCAGAAGAGCGUGGGUUCAUACUACGUUCUCCUGCCAAGUGGACAGUUGCAGAAAGUCGAGUUCAUGACGGAGAAUGAUAUUCAGAAUAUGAAGUACACCGCGAGGCUCCAACUACGAGAACCGGCUCCACUAUUAUUAUUUGGGCGUUAAUUUUUAAUUUUUCUGUGAUUAUAAUUAUAUUAUAUAAAUGUAUAAUUAUUAAAUUUAAUUUAAUAACCCAACAUUUUUGUAUAAUUUAUUA